This is a messenger RNA of Opisthorchis viverrini, 1146 nucleotides long. RefSeq lists its product as hypothetical. Gene Ontology annotation, molecular function: RNA-3'-phosphate cyclase activity. Lineage: Eukaryota; Metazoa; Platyhelminthes; Trematoda; Opisthorchiida; Opisthorchiidae. Gene Ontology annotation, biological process: RNA processing. The transcript has 9 exons. Gene Ontology annotation, cellular component: nucleus. The record is from RefSeq and is a predicted model, not a curated record. The coding region runs from base 1 to 1146 and encodes 381 amino acids.
AUGCAGCGUUUCAAGCGGUAUGAUAUAAAAUAUCUGGUGAAAAAUCGAAUCCCGUGUAGGAAGGGAACUGUCAGAAAUAAGAAGACUUCCGCCGCUCCAAAUCCAUCACACCUUGGCAUUUUCUGGGAAAUGUACGCUGAGGACAACACGCCGCUUCUCAAUUUUAUCAUUAAGCUGAUUCGUCUGGCGGUUCGGUUGUUACAAAGUCAGCUGUUUUUAUUGCUAAUGAGUGGUGAUACUGGGUUUUCGGUAGAUGGAAGCGUUAUGGAAGGGGGUGGACAGAUUCUACGAACUGCGGUCGCUUGUGCUGCAAUCAUUUGUCGACCUGUGCACGUGAACAACAUCCGUGCAGGUCGUCCAAAGCCUGGACUAAGCAACCAACACUUAACUGGUAUAAUACUUUGUGCAGAAAUCAGUGGUGGCGAGUUGUCCCAUUGUCGUUUGGGUUCGACAGAGCUACAGUUCAAACCUCGCUCGGUCAGAUGUGGGACGUAUGAAGCAGAUGCCAAAACAGCGGGGUCGAUAUCCCUACUACUUCAGGUUGCCCUCCCAGUUUUGGCCUAUGCUGGGUCUGGGUCUUCCAGUAUCCUGCUGCUGAAAGGAGGCACGGACGCGCAAUUCGCUCCGCCAAUAGACUACAUGUCCGAAAUCACGCUCUAUUUUCUGGAGAAAAUGGGACUAGAUUGCGAACUGGAGGUUAUUCGUCGUGGAUUCUACCCUCAGGGUGGUGGAGUCGUCAAGGCACAAGUACAUCGCCUCAGUUCACCCCUCCUCCCAAUCACAAUGUUAGACCCAGGGCCUGUGGAUCACGUGUCAGGCUACGCGUUCGUUGCCGGCCGUGUUCCUGUUAAGGUCGCCCACGAAAUGGAGCGCGAAUGUGUACGUUGUUGUUCACAGUCGUUUCCCUCUUGUCCUGUGAAGAUCCGUGUCUUCCGGGAAGACGAUAACCACUGUACCGGAAACGUGUCCACCUUUUUGUUUAUUGUUCAUACGAAAAAUGGCAGUCGACUGGCUGUGUCUGGUUUGGGCAAUCCACGUGGUCCGCAUCAUACAAAGCUUGUCCAAGAUGCGAUAGCCAGGCUGACAACGCUUGUUCACUUGCGUGCGUGUUGUGAUGACAAUAUGCAAGACCAGGUGAGUGGUUGA